Akanthomyces muscarius is the source of this 888-nucleotide messenger RNA. RefSeq lists its product as uncharacterized. Gene Ontology annotation, cellular component: cytoplasm; nucleus. Bases 1 to 888 code for a protein of 295 amino acids. Gene Ontology annotation, molecular function: heat shock protein binding. The record is from RefSeq and is a predicted model, not a curated record. The transcript is spliced from 2 exons. NCBI's taxonomy places the organism in Eukaryota, Fungi, Ascomycota, Sordariomycetes, Hypocreales, Cordycipitaceae.
AUGUCAGACCGCGAGGACAGUGUCGAGGGCGAGCCACCAUCAAUCGACCCAUAUGAGGUUCUCGCGCUAGAACGCACCGCGACAGCUGACGACGUCAAGAAAGCCUAUCGCAAAGCUGCUCUGAAGCACCAUCCAGACAAGGUCGCAGAUUCCGAGCGCGCAAAGGCCCACGAAACCUUCCAGGCCGUCGCAUUUGCGUACGCUGUGCUGUCAGACCCUGCCCGUAGGAAGCGAUACGACACGACCGGCUCCACGGCCGAGUCCAUUGUAGACUCGGAAGGCUUUAAUUGGAGCGAGUUCUACCGCGAGCAGUUCAAGGACGCCAUAUCGACCGAUGCGAUUGAGAAGUUUGCAGAAAAGUACAAGGGCUCCGAUGAGGAAAAGGACGAUGUGCUGGUCGCCUACGAGCAGUGCGCGGGCGACAUGGACGCCCUCUUUGAGCACGUCAUCCUCAGCAGCGUCGUAGACGAUGAGGAGCGCUUCCGCGUAAUCAUCGACGAGGCGAUCGAGAAGGACGACGUGCCCGCCUUCAAAGCCUACACAAAGGAACCUAAGCUGAAGCGGGCCGCCCGUCUCAAGCGCGCACGCAGCGAGGCUGCCGAGGCCGAGGACUACGCAAAGGAGCUGGGCGUCCAUGAUCAAAUUUUCGGCGACAAGAAGAGCAAGAAGAAGGGCAAGGCCGGCUCGGAAGAUGCCCUGGCGGCUCUGAUCCAGCGGAGACAGCAGGAUCGCUCAGAGAACUUUUUUGACCACCUGGAGGCCAAGUAUGCGGCCCCUAGCAGAGGAAAGAAGGGCAAGAAGAGAGUAGUAGAAGAUGAGCCCUCUGAGGAAGCUUUUCAGGCCGCCGCCGCCAAGCUCAAGAAUGGCUCUAAGAAGCGUCGCAGUUAA